GGAUGAUGGAGGGCGCUGUGGUAAGCGCUUCCAUGGGUGUGAUUGGCCCGCUCCUCGCCGAGCUUACCAUCUUGUGUGCGCGCUUGCCCGAAGGCCGCCCAAAAAGGGAGAUGGAGUUCUUCGAGGAGAAAUUGAGGAGCAUACAGGAGAUGGUGUCCUCCCUCCACACCGUGAAGAUGUCGCACAUGGUGGAAGAGGACACGCUGCUGAAGAAGAGGUGGGCGAAGCAAGCGAGGGAGAUCGCCUACGACACGCAAGACUUCGUCGACCUCUUCAGGCACAGCGCCGGUCUGUCUCUGUCUGAUGACACGGCCGGGGUUAUGCCCAAGACUGCUGGGCGUCUCAAGAAGCUAAGGAGGUUCAGCAGCCGCCCCAAGCAGCCAAGGUUAGAUCGUGACAUGGUCAACAAGGUCGAGGAGCUUAAGGCUCGUAUGACCGAAGUGAUUGAGCGGCACAGGAGGUUCAAGAUCGCCAUGGAUCCCAGCUCCCCCCCAAAAGAAGACGUGCCCGGUUGUUCAGGGCAUCAGAUCCAGAUCCAGAGUGAGGCAUCCUCUUCUGGUACUCGUACUUCCAGUUCCAGGUGUCCAUCUGUGCCCAUAGAUGCUUAUUUCUCGGCACUCUAUGCCGGGGGAGACGGACUUGUUGGUAUCGAUGGCCCCAGCCACGAUCUCACGGCGCUGCUCAUGGAUGACAUGCAACAAUUGAAGGUGGUUUCUGUUCUGGGUCCUGAAGGUAUAGGAAAGACUACACUUGUCAGGGAGGUUUAUCGCAAUAUUCGAGGCCGAUUUGAGUGCUGCGCUUUUGUGUCAAUGUCCCCAAAGACAGGCAUUCAGGAGAUUCUCCAAGCAUUUCGAUCACAGCUCGGUGCACAAGAUGGUGCCAGCGUAGAGGCGUGCCAAGAGGAGCGAUUCACGCAUAAGCUCAUACAAAUACUAAAGGGCAAGAGGUACUUUGUCGUGCUCGAUGGUGUGUGGAGCACACGAGCCUGGAGAUUGAUCAGAUGUGCUUUGCCAGGAAACAAUCACGGCAGUCGAAUAUUGAUGACGACAUGCAUUGAUAACAUAGCCAAGUCUUGUUGCUCAACUACUGGAGACUCAAUAUAUCAAGUGAAAUGUCUUCCAGAACUAGAAGGAAGAAGAUUAUUCAUCGAGAGAACAUUUGGCCUUGAAAAGUGGCAGUUUCCUUCUUGGUUAAAAGAAGUUUCCAGUGAAAUAUCGAGAACAUGUGGUGGGUGGCCAAUCGUGAUCCUUACCGUAGCUAGUUUGCUGGCCACUAAGUCAAGUUCAGAAGAUCAUUGGAAAAUGAUACAAGGUUCUAUUGGUUUAGCACUUGUGCGACCCCACAGAAGAGAAGGUUUAGCACUUGAGCAGAGCCAGGUCCACAGUUAUGACAGUUUGCUAGGAGUGAAAAAUAUACUGUACAUUUGCUACAAUGACCUUCCCCAGCAUUUGAAGACAUGCUUACUGUAUCUAAGCAUAUAUCCGGAAGGCUACGUCAUCGGCAGAGAUCAUUUAAUAAGAAGAUGGAUAGCUGAAGGGUUCAUCAGCGUGAGAAGUGAACAUGAUAACUUAGAAGAAGUAGGGCAGUGCUAUUUUAAUGAACUUAUUAACAGGGGGAUGAUACAACCAGUGGGAAUCCAGUAUGAUGGUCGAGCUGAUGCCUGCCAAGUACAUAGUUUGAUCCUUGGUCUAAUCGUAUCCAUCUCUGCUGAAGAAAAUUUUGUCACAUUGUCUGAUGGCCAGGAUCAUGAAUUGGGCACAACAGACAAGGUCCGACGGUUAUCUCUCAACUACCAUGGUCAACAGCAUUUUGUUGUGCCAUCAACCAUAACUUCCUCGCCUGUCCGAUCACUCACAAUUUUUGGGUCCGCUAAAGAUGCACCGAUUUUUUCAAACAGUCAAGUUCUGCGGGUGUUUGAUUUGGAUGUUCGGGGUGAUCCAGGGAAAAAAUAUCUGGGAACUAUAGGAUGCUUUUAUCAGUUGAAGUAUUUGCGACUCCAAAUGAGUGGAGUUGUUGAGCUUCCUGAACAAAUAGGGGAACUGCAGUUUCUUGAGACUCUUGAUCUUACCAAGACUUCCAUCAGAAAGCUGCCAAGAAGCAUUCUUCAUUUAUGGCGUCUGGUAUAUUUACUUGUCUGUAAUGUUGAAUUGCCAGAGGGACUGGGUGACAUGCGGUCUCUGGAGGAGCUUUCAGGGAUUCAAGUCAAAACCACCAACUCAACAAAUUCACUGUUGGGUGUGGGACAGUUGACAAAACUGAGGACUGUUCAACUAAUUUGGUCCAUUUCUGAUGCGUGCGGUGAUAUCAAAGGGUACGAGGACAAUCUGCUCUCAUCGCUCAAGGAACUAUCCAAGCUCCAAUCUCUAACAAUCGAAAGCAGAGAUGGUUCUGCUCUCAGUUUCUUGGAUUCUUGGUCGCCUCAUCCUCAGCUUCUUCAGAAACUCUAUUUGACCGGAGGAUAUUAUUUCCCCAGAAUUCCAGAGAGGAUAAUCUCACUUGUCAACCUAGAUUUCCUCGAGAUCAGCGUUUAUCAAGUGCAAGACGAAAUGAUGAAUGUUUUGGGGUCCCUGCCAGCCCUGGUAGUUCUCAGCUUAUCAUCACAGGUUGCAGCCCCGGAACAAAGGAUAGUCGUUCAACCCGGUUUGUUCCAUUGUCUGACGAAAUUUACACUCAUAUGCUUGAAUAAAUGGACAGGGUUGGUUAUCGAACCAGAGGCUCUGCCGAAGCUAGCCAGGCUUGGGCUUCUGUGCUACGUGCAGGGACAGAGAGAUCCUGUGUGUGGUGAUUAUGGCAUCAAGUAUCUCUCUUCUCUCAAAAAUCUCCAUGUUGAGAUCACCUUCGGUCGCGCAGGGAUUUGGGAGGUUGUCAUAAGAUCCGCAAAGAGUCCGCCACCACAAGUUCAAAUAUCUGACAAGCAUCAUAUGGUGGAGGAAGCGGAAAUCAUAGAAGCUGUGGAGUCCUUAUCUACACAUGAAAGCAUUCAAGAAGAAUCUGCUAUUUACAAAGAUGCUAAAAUGGACUCCCAAUCUUCACAGGAAGGCCCAGAAGAGUAUAAGGCUGUGGCAGGGAGGGUCCGUUCCAUCUGUGAUGACAUGUCUCCAAGAAUUCAUCCGCACAAACUUACAUCAGCGAGCUCUGAGCUAGCUUUCCACAACCGUGAAGUCAUGGAGUCAGCUUUGGUGAGUGCGGCGACGGGGUCUCUGAAGCCUGUCCGGGAGAAGCUAGCCACCCUUCUCGGCGAUGAGUACAAGCGUUUCAAGGGCGUGCGCAGGGAGAUCAGGUCCCUCACUCACGAGCUUGCUGCCAUGGAGACUUUCCUCCUGAAGAUGUCAGAAGUGGACGAUCCUGAUUCGCAAGAUAUAGAUUGGAUGAAUAAGGUGCGGGACCUGUCAUACGACAUGGAGGAUGCCAUCGACGAUUUCAUGCAAAGCAUCCGUGACAAUGAUGAAAAGCCUGAUGGCUUCAUUGAGAGGAUCAAGAACUCCCUAGGGAAGUUGGGAAAGAUGAAGGCUCGACGUCGCAUUGGCGAUGAGAUCCAGGAUCUGAAGAAACAGAUCAUCGAGGUGGGUAAGAGGAAUGCAAGGUACAAGAGUCGUGAGGCCUUCUCCAAGACCAUGAAUGCAACCGUUGACCCUAGAGUUCUUGCUAUGUUCGAGCAUGCAUCAAAACUGGUUGGAAUUGAUGAGCCAAAAUUUGAGAUAAUCGAACUGUUAACGUUGGGAGAGGAUGUCCGUGCACCAGUGCAACAGCAACAACCGAACAUAGUCUCCAUUGUUGGAUCCGGAGGUAUGGGAAAAACUUCUCUUGCAAAACAAGUGUAUCAAGAUCUUAAAGGACAAUACGAGUGUCACGCUUUCAUAUCAGUGUCACGAAAUCCAGACAUGAUAAAUAUCUUCAGAACCAUCCUCACUGAAUUAGUGGCCAAGAAAUAUGACGGUGACACGGAAGUGGGAAGUAUACCACAACUCAUCAGCAAGAUCACUGAUUUUUUAGCCGACAAAAGGUACUUUGUUGUUGUUGACGAUAUAUGGGACGUGGAUACAUGGGAUAUUAUUAAGCGUGCAUUCCCCACUACAACUUCCAGUAGUUCAAUAAUCACAACUACUCGUAUGAAAAAUGUGGCUCGUUCAUGCUCAUUAUUCAAUGGCUAUGUUUAUAAUAUAAGUCCUCUCAAUAUGGUGCACUCAAGGCAGUUACUUCACAGAAGAAUAUUCAAGUCUGAUGAAGAUUGUCCUUCAUACCUUAAAAAUGUUUCUGAUGAAAUUUUGAAAAAAUGUGCUGGACUACCUCUGGCGAUCAUUGCUAUAUCUGGUUUGUUGGCUAACACAGAAAAAACAGAGGAUCAAUGGAAUAAAGUGAAAGAUUCAAUUGGCCGUGCACUUGAAAGGAAUGCUAGCGUCAAAGGAAUGAUGAAGAUAUUGUCACUUAGUUACUAUGAUCUGCCUCCUUAUUUGAAAACUUGUCUCUUAUAUAUGAGCAUAUAUCUAGAAGAUAAUACUAUUGAGAAAGAGGGCCUUAUAAGAAGAUGGAUUGCCGAACGAUUUAUUAUUAGAAAAGGUAGAUAUACGGCAUAUGAGUUAGGAGAAAGGUGUUUUAAUGAACUUCUUAAUAGGGGUUUGAUCCAACCUGGGGAGAUAAAUCAAUAUGGCACAGUGAAGAGUUGUCGAGUUCAUGGCACAAUUCUUGAUUUCAUCAUAUCCAAGUCCAUAGAAGAGAACUUCAUUACUUUACUUGGUGUUCCCAUUCUGAAAAUUGGGAACCAAAGCAUAGUCGUUCGUCGACUCUGGUUACAAGGUGUCGAGGAAGGAAAUUCAACAGCACUGACAACCGGUCUUGUGUUGUCCCGUGUUCGAUCACUUACUAUGGUCAGAGGUAUAUUGGAAAUCCCUUCUUUGGAGGAGUUCAGACAUGUGCGUGUUCUUGACUUAAUGGAUUGCUCCAAAUUGGAAGAUCGUCAUGUUGAAACUAUUGUGAGGUUGUUCCACCUGAGGUACCUGAACCUUCGAGGUACAAGAAUAAGCAAGCUCCCGGAACAAAUUGGGCGUUUAGGGUGCUUAGAGAUUCUGGACCUAAGACACACUUGUUUAGAGGAAUUACCUGCAUCUGUUAUUAAUCUCAGAAAAUUGUCGAAUCUACUUGUUGAUUGUAAUGUUAAAUUUCCUGAUGGGAUUGCGAAGAUGCAAGCACUGGAGAUGUUGGAAGAGGUGAGUGUCUCCAUUCAGCCAUGUGACUUCCUUUGGAGCCUUGGACAACUAAAGAAUUUGAGGAAUCUGGAACUUGACCUUGAAUCUGACACUAAGGAUACAGAUAAAUCUGUGGUUGCGGAGGAACGCAACAAAGCUAUUGUCUCUUCCCUGUGUAAACUAGGCAUUCAAGACAUCCGAUCCCUUACUAUUUGUGAAGGUAGCAGCCUCUUGCAGGAACCUUUGUGCCUGCCUACCCUGGAGAAACUUAUUACAAGGAAUUCAGCCAUCCCGCAUGUUCCGACAUGGGUGAGCUGCCUCAGAAACCUCCAACAUCUACGCAUUCAAGUGUUGGUAGUCAAGCAGGAUGAUCUCUGCAUCCUUGGAGCCUUGCCCAGUCUGCUCAUUCUGCAUCUGAUUGACGUAACAAAGUCAAACGAAAAGCUCAGAAUCAGUGGUGAAGUUGGGUUCCAAUUCUUGAGGAUUUUUAUUUAUGAUGCAUUUCUUCAGCCGACAGAUCUGAUGUUUGGGGCAGGGUCCAUGCCCAAGCUAGAAAAACUCGUACUUCAGUGUUUGCGCACAGUUGAAGCUGACUGUCUGGACUUUGGAAUCGAGAACCUCCCCUGCCUCAAUACUGUCAAAGUAGGUGGCGACUAUAUAACACUGUUAAAGCCGUGAAGACUGCCAUGGAGAGGGCAUUCAGUGCACAUCCCAAUUACCCUAGUCUACACUUUCAGGCAUGAUCGGCCACGAAUGCCCAGCUUUGAUUAAACAAGCCAAGAAACAGAAACAGGGGAGCUGCUGCUUCUUGUCAUCUUUUUUUUUUUUUUUAAUUUUUGCUGCUUGUCAUCUGGCCGGCCGAUUCUCAAGUUUCAAAGUCUUUAGCUCGAAACCUCUCUCUCUCUUUUAUGAUACACCAGUACACUGUAUUAUACAUUGGAUAAUGUUUUAUAUUUGACAUCCAUGCUUUGCAUAUCUUACAUUUGACCAGUAAUUAGUUGACAACAUGUGGACAGCAUGUCACCUGAUACAAAAUCGCAGAGUUCGUGUUUAAA
Aegilops tauschii subsp. strangulata is the source of this 6238-nucleotide messenger RNA. RefSeq lists its product as uncharacterized. The record is from RefSeq and is a predicted model, not a curated record. Lineage: Eukaryota; Viridiplantae; Streptophyta; Magnoliopsida; Poales; Poaceae. Gene Ontology annotation, biological process: defense response to other organism. Gene Ontology annotation, molecular function: ADP binding.